AUCUGUGGGUUCUGGAGGAUCACAGAACGGCCGGUGCCCUGGACGGCCGGCGGCCGCCAUUCAUUAUAGAUCACUGUUUUUGUCCCCCCUAGCCUCUGAUUAUCUACAGUUUGCAUCCAAUCCGACAGGUGGCAGCAAUGCGCCUGGCUGUUCAUCGCCAGUCCGAUAGAAGAACGAAAGAAACACAAAGUUGCCUUCAUUGGUUCCUUGUGGAAGCAAAAUGGCGACGAGCGUUAAUGCCCAAUAUGGAUGGUGGUGGCAAAAAAAGAAAAGAGAAGGGUGGCGCGGAGAAGGUUAGGAAGAAAAAAAUUAAAGAAACUGGAGAGCAAAGCAUUAAAAUGUCAUAAAUUGACAAAUAUUUUCGCAAGCAGCAGUCUGGCUGCAACGGCCACGUUGGGUAACAGCAGCCCAGCCCCGGCGAUGGUGAGAGGGGGCAGCCGCUCUGACGUGCAGCCGGUGCAGGGAGGGAGAAAAAUAGAGGGAGGAGGUAAUGAUAAGCUGGUGGAAGUUCGAGAGGGAAGUUCCCCAGACAAGCGCAGAGCAAGUAAAAAGGGAUGAAGAGGGUCACUUGCUCGGUAUACUGGCAAUUGUUAUCCACAAGCAUCCUCGCACCAUUUCCCCACCCAUUCAGUUUCCUUCUCUAACUUUCUCCCCUCCUUUACUUGGCUGCGCUUCCACACACCCACUUCCACAUUCAGGGGGAGUCAGCAGUGUGCUGCCAGUCUGUGUGCUGGAGAGACACUCGGACGACACUCUGCAAGAGUAAGGGGAGAACUUUCCUGCUCUUGAGCUUUUAAUUCAAAAAAUCAAAUAGCCCCCUCUUCAGAAGUUUGCAAUGCUUCUAUUCUACCUUUUGGCUCUUGUUGCCGCCAUCCAAGCCCAUAAGGACUUCUUGUCGGGCUCCUGCAACUUUGAGACCAACACCUGUGGUUAUGUGUCGGAUGCAGAUUUAAGCACCUGGAGCCUACACAGAGAUGGCCGUUUCAUCGCUGUGGAUGCCCCUUUAAAUGGCGACAAAGACUUGGACAUCGGGGUCGAUACCACAGGAGUGUUACUGAGUCCGGUUCUGGAGCAGAGUGAGUGGAGUUGCCUAAGGUUGGUCUACCAGAUUAGUGGUACAGGAAGCUUGCAAGUCCUACAACGCACAGACGGUCAGAGCUAUGACAGGCCGCUGUGGAGCAGCCAAAUGUCGUCAGACAGCUGGGUCAUUGCGAGCAUGGACCUGCAGAACAGCACGGAGACUACAAGGGUUGUUAUCGAAGGGAUACCUGGGAAGAUGGCUGGGAGCAGCGUGGCCAUUUUUGAGAUCCACAUUAGCCCCGGAUACUGCCUGGACUGCGACUUUGAGGAAUCUCACCUGUGCGGGUACAAUAACCAGUGGAAUGCUAAUGUCAACUGGUUUGUGGGUGGCGGUGGUGGAGGCCAGCUGUUUCACAACAACCUGCCAGAUGAUCACACGCACAACAACAAGACUGGGCACUUCAUGUAUGUGGACUCCAUCUACUCCAAAACUUUUAAAGAAGUGGCCAAACUGGUGUCCCCCAUGACCAUGGUGCCAAUGUCUGGCUGCCUGACGUUCCACUAUCAACGCAGUGAUGAGGGAGGGAACCUUUUCUCUGUUUACACCCGUGACCGACUAGGUCAGUACCAGGAGCUGUGGAGGGCUGAGCCUGAAACACAGAGUGAAUGGAGUGACAAACCUGGAGAGUGGGUACCUGUGCAAGUGGACCUGAAAGCUCCAUAUUCAGUGGAGGUGGUGUUCGAGGUGGCCUUCAAUAGCCCGAGAGGCGGGCACGUUGCAGUUGAUGACAUUUCAUUUUCGCCUGAAUUCUGCAGCUCUGACACGGAGCCAACCUUUGAUGCCUCCAUUGCCAAUUGUGACUUUGAGUCAGAUUUGUGCCAGUACACACAGGACCAGUCGAUAGGAUCAUUGUGGAGGAGAGUUUCUGUAAAACCCAAUAUUUUUAGAAACGGGGACCACACAUCCGGAGUAGGGACUUUCUUAUUGGCUCACUCCCAGCUGAGCACACAGUCCAGCUACAUGAGUCACUUAGUCAGUCCGACACUGGCUGCGAACAUGAAAUACUGCCUACGAUUUUACUUCUCCAUGAGAGGAUUCAACCAGACAGACCAAGCCCUUGCAGUGUAUCUGCAAAAAGGCAGUCGCCAGGAGAAGAUCUGGACUCAGGGAGAGAAGUCAAGAGGGAUCUGGAUAGCAGCAGACGUCACCUUUCAGACAUCACAGCCUUCCAAGGUUGUUUUUGUCAGCACAUGCGGGAGUUUGUGGGACUGUGGCUCUGUGGCACUUGAUGACAUCACCAUGAGUCUGGGUGACUGUGAGUUGGCGACAGGAAUGUCCUCAUCCCUUCCCGGCUGCUGUGACUUUGCAACGGGCUUGUGCGGUUACACUCAGGACAAGCAGAAUGAUGCUGCUGACUGGGAGUUGAGGAGAGGACCCACCCCAACCUCAUAUACUGGACCCAGAGGAGAUCACACUAGUGGGAUGGGAUACUACCUAUACAUGGAAGCAUCUCCCAUGCUGCCCGGCCAAACCGUCCGCCUGCUGUCCCGCCCUCUUCGGAGCUCGAGGGGACCCCAGUGUCUUCGCUUCUACUAUCAUAUGUACGGCUCGAGUACGGGCCAGCUCAGUGUUCACCUACAAAAAGACGGAGGGGACGUUUUGUUGUGGCAAAGAAGCGGCGAGCAGAGCAUCGCGUGGCUGAGGGCCACGGUGGAGUACCAGAGCGAGAGCCAACAUCAGAUUGUGUUUGAAGCCACCAGAGGAUCAUCAGUCAGGAGUGACAUUGCCAUUGAUGACAUCAUGUUGGAGGGCGGGCCUUGUCCAGCAAAAGAGACUAAGGCCCCCGUGGCGACAUCCAACGAGAUCGAGUAGAAGGAAAACAGCAGUACAUUAUCAGGCAGGAUGCAUGUUUUUUUUUUUUUGGCUCACUCUGAAGUUCAAUUUCACUCACAGCUUUUUUUUUAAUGCAAAAACUUGGUCACAUUCCUUGAGGUCUAUUUUCAUAGAGCAUCACCCUUUGCACUGUAACAACAGAGUGUUAACGCUGUAUUUUUCUUCACAUUUAUAUGCAUUAGAUUAAUGCUCAUUGCGCAAAUAAAGCUACGGAGUUGUGAUUCUGA
Corythoichthys intestinalis (scribbled pipefish) is the source of this 3141-nucleotide messenger RNA. RefSeq names its product MAM domain-containing protein 2-like. Lineage: Eukaryota; Metazoa; Chordata; Actinopteri; Syngnathiformes; Syngnathidae. The transcript has 16 exons. Gene Ontology annotation, cellular component: membrane. Bases 836 to 2893 code for a protein of 685 amino acids. The record is from RefSeq and is a predicted model, not a curated record.